UUUUUUUUUAACUUUUCGCUAAUUUUCGUUAUAUUAAAUGGAUUAGAGCGCGGUUGUCGAUUUCGGUGGAAAUUGUCCCACCCUUUACUGUUACUUUGGGGGUCAAGCGUCAAACCUUCUCCUGAACAACUGUAUAUUUAUCCUCCCCGGCAGCAGGAUCACCUCUUUGCUGGAAUAAAUCAUCAGUUUUAGCUAUGGACUGCCAUGAUUCGUCACUCAUCACACCAAACAGAAGAAUAAUCCGCCGUCAAGAACUAGACAGGGCGGAGAACGCAUGGAAGAAACUGGAAGGCGUCGGCGAAAAACAAGAGCAAACAGUAAGGCGUCUGGAAACAACGGCGAUGCUGUUGGUCGGAUCUUAUGUCUACCUGCAAAGCCUCAUAUUCCAAUCUGUUAGCCGCAUGCCGUGCGAGUUCUGGUGGGCGCCGUUCAGCCUCUCGUGUCUGAUUUGCGUCGUCUUCGCCAUCCCCUUCAAGAGUUUCGUAACGAAAUGGGAGCGCACGCAACGUUAUUACGAGAUCAAUUUUCUUAAGGAAGAUUUGGUUCACCUCCAGAUUGUGGUUUUCUCCCCAUCGGAUCACGAUGAGCAGCUGGAGCGGCAGCAGCAGCCGGCAGAGAUAUUGAGGAACGAUGCUGCGAAAAUGUAUCAGAGACGCGCUUUCAUCUGUUUGGUUUCUUUAGCUCUUGUUGCGUACACGAUUGUUGUCCUAACGGCGUGUAGAUCUAUUCCCUGUCAGAGAGUUGCUAUUUUGUAGACGUACGACCUUCUUGCGGGAUCGGAGGAAGCUUUUGCGGCGUGGCUGGAUCUUACGAUCUCUCUCGAAAUUUUCUGACGUCGUUUUCUAACGAUCCGUCAAGGUCGAUUACUUGGUUGUUCUGGAUUGUAUAUGUAAGGCAUUAUAACAAUCAAACAAUUUCAUAUUUUCUUCAUUUUGAAUUCUAACAGCUACAAAAUAUGAGGAAAUCACUUUCCGUAGAGAAAGUUGAUUAGUACCUACCCAGAGGCGACCGAACGGCAGCCACUCGGAUUGCGAGAGCUGCUUCGGAUCCAUUUAUAUUUGUAAAACGUGAGUAAAUAUUAAAAGGGAAUGUAAAGAUUGUGUAAAUAUUAGGAGUUCUUUAUUAGGAAGGAUAUAUGUUUGUGUUCUUUAUUGUUUCCUUAUGAAACAAGGAUUAUAUGUGUAUAUAUUUCAAUUAUGUAAACAAUGAAAUUUGUUUGUACCA
This is a messenger RNA of Malus domestica (apple), 1224 nucleotides long. NCBI's taxonomy places the organism in Eukaryota, Viridiplantae, Streptophyta, Magnoliopsida, Rosales, Rosaceae. The record is from RefSeq and is a predicted model, not a curated record.